AUGAUAUGGCUCUUAUUCUUAUUUAUUCAUGAAAUAUUAUCUAAUAAUGGCAACACAAUUCUAAAAAAUUUAGGAGAAAAAGAGUAUUCUUUAAUAAAAGCAAAAUCAUCAUUACCACAACAUGGAAAAUGCUGGCAUAUGGCACUCCAAACAUUACAAGAUAGCUGCGACAAAUUAAAUGAUUAUGAACAUUCUCUCCUUGCUUUGCGUUUAGCGAAUUGUUUUUUAGAAGAUUCUGGUCACAUAACUUAUGACUGUCAUCUUAAUCAGUUGGAAGAUGAGCGUCGAAAGUGCAUUAAUGAAAUGGGAGAUCGAGCAUUCAGUGUUUACAAUGAAUUCUACAUUCAUGCAACUCAUAUCUGUUUCUUUUUGAACCAUGAAGCUUGGCAAUCUGAGAUUGAUAAUACUAUAAAUUUAUUAUUUCAAGUAUCUUCACGAAUGAAAGAUCAAUUAUUGGAAGCAUCACAAAUGCAAGGUGUAAUAUUGAAUAGUCAAAAAGAAGGUUUACGUAUUCAAAAUGAACUUUUAGAUCACGGUAAAGAACUUGGGACUGUAUUAAAGACUUCAUCUGAGACAGUUAACAGUAUGGUGUUAGAUUUCAAAGAAUCCGCCAAAGACCAAAAAGAGUUGCUUUAUGAAAUAUUUUCUUACAUACGCACUUUUCAAAAUUGGAUUAUUGGAGAAGUGUCUUGGUUUCAAUCUAUUAUAUUUUAUACUGUUAGCUGUAUUCUUUGUGCAUUAUUCAGUUCUUCUAAAAGAACAGUUGAUGCGAGAGUUACACUUUUUAGCAUCUUGAGUUUAAAUAUAGUGAUUGAAAGGAUAUUAGUUCAAUAUUAUAAUAGAACUGUACCUCAAUCUCCAGAUAAUAAGGCCCAAUUGUUAAGUACAACAUGGUUGUAUAGAAAUAUUGCCUUAAUACUUUGUGCCAUAACAUUAAUCUGUACAUAUUAUUAUUACAAAGACAAACAUUUGGAAAAUUGUAAGACUUUACAAAGAAUUGAACAACAGUUGAAUGUGAUACAAAAGACAGUAGCUGUCUCCAAUAAUAUUGAGCCAAUUCGUUAUUCCAAACGACUUACAUUAAGGCGAUUACAUGCUGUUUCUAGUAAACAAGAAGGUAUCACUGACAUUAAAAAUAUUAAGUAAUUAUCUUACUAAAAAGAUUUCAUCAAGAAAAUAAUUUUUAUUGCAUAAUAAUAAUUUAUAGUGUAAAUGAUUGAAUGAUAAUGUAUAGUUAAAUAAUUGAAUGAUAA
Messenger RNA from Camponotus floridanus (Florida carpenter ant), 1253 nucleotides. RefSeq lists its product as uncharacterized. NCBI's taxonomy places the organism in Eukaryota, Metazoa, Arthropoda, Insecta, Hymenoptera, Formicidae. The transcript is spliced from 7 exons. Bases 1 to 1146 code for a protein of 381 amino acids. The record is from RefSeq and is a predicted model, not a curated record.